AUGGCAUAUUAUUUGUUAAAACUAACCUUGCUAACAGCCACUAAUGGAAGAGAAUCUCUUUUAGCUUCUCUUCCUCCCUUCUCCCCACGUGGCUCGAAGCCUCCAUUCUCAUAUGCCCAAUUGAUCGCUCAAGCCUUAGCAAGUCAUCCAGAUCGGCAGUUGACGCUCAGCAGCAUCUACGCCUUUAUUAGUCAUCAUUACCCUUACUAUAGGUUAAACGAAAAAGGUUGGCAAAAUUCAAUUCGUCACAAUCUAUCUUUGAAUCGUCACUUCAUCAAAGUGAGUUACUUUGUUGUCUAUUGUCUUUUUAUUUUCCCGCCAAAUAUUUUCCCAUCUUCAUUAGAACAGAUUGUCUACGUGCCGCGUUCGCAGGAAGAUCCCGGGAAGGGUUCAUUCUGGCGUAUUGAUCCACUACACGAAGCCAAAUUCCUCAGUCAAGCCUAUUUAAAGCGACCGCUACGUGUAAACACCCUACCUUCCCCUCUUGUUGGCUCAGAAUUCGGCCUUUUGACCACAGUUCAAUCUCACCAGAUGUCUCCUGUUGCAUACUCGAGCCCUACUUUGCUCAACACAUCUGUAACCACCUCUCACACCACCACUGCUGUUGGCGUCACCUCUGUCUCCCCUUCAAUCUCCCAGACAACUGCUAGCCUCUCACCGAGCUUAAAUAGCAGUAAUGUUUCUGCUGUUUCCAACGCUUCUUUACCUUCCUUUAAUAGAGGUGUCAACAGCAAUUCGGUUGUGCCAUGCCAAAUGAGCAGCUUGACCAAUGGUUCUUGCCACCUUACGGCAAUAUCAUCGGGUCUUUCUAGCCUGAGUCGUAAACAAUUGAAUCUACCGGUGCUUGGCACCCACUCUCGUCCAAUAGGUGGCCUCUCAACUACUCUACAUCGACAGCUUAUAGGUAUGUCUUCGAGCUCUUUUUCACCUUCUAUCAUCGGUAUCUCCGCUUCUACGGAGCAUUCGGCCUCACCUUCUCCGUCUCCAUCACCAUCACCAUCUUCUACUCCUGAUUCUACUAGCAAUCUAACAGGGAUUCAAACGACCACCUCUUCACUCGCUUCGGCCCCUCAAUCUACGAGCUUGUCUGGUCUUGCUUGCCCUGCCGCCUCGAUGCUGCUUCCUUCCGGGCCACCAGGAGCCCGUUUCACUGGACCUUCUGCCGUACGUCUUAUUCAGCUUAACUGUUCCACUUCCUCCGCUAUUGGAAGUAGCGGCUUCCUCCAAGGAGAUGCUUCGAAUGGGUGCAUUUUUUCAUCCUCUUCAUCUCCAACCCCCAUCAUUUCUGCGUUUUCUCUCGUCAACACUGCUGUUACAACAACCUCUCCAUCCAUUGCUCCAAUAAGUAUUCUUCCCACCGCUUGUUCUGGAAGUACGGGGCUGAAUAUAUGGACCCAUAGUCAACCGGUUUUUUCUAUUCGUGCCGAUCCCUUACCGUCGACAACAGCUGUAAGUGCUUCACCUAUUGUGGUGGGUUCUGGAUAUCCGAGGUCAACUGGAUUAUCAUCGUCUCUACGUUUUGAGCGGAUGCCUGACUUGGGUAACCACUUAAAAAUUUUAGCCAACCAAAAAUAUCAAUCUCUGGUUAAUUGA
Molecule: messenger RNA, 1593 nt
Organism: Protopolystoma xenopodis
Lineage: Eukaryota; Metazoa; Platyhelminthes; Monogenea; Polystomatidea; Polystomatidae
Source: the annotation of a GenBank genome assembly